Fopius arisanus is the source of this 3192-nucleotide messenger RNA. It is a transcript of the gene Grip, whose product is annotated as Glutamate receptor interacting protein. Gene Ontology annotation, molecular function: protein binding. The transcript is spliced from 6 exons. Gene Ontology annotation, biological process: neurotransmitter receptor transport, endosome to postsynaptic membrane. Bases 1032 to 2990 code for a protein of 652 amino acids. The record is from RefSeq and is a predicted model, not a curated record. Lineage: Eukaryota; Metazoa; Arthropoda; Insecta; Hymenoptera; Braconidae.
GAUGCGUCCCUAUCCGGCUAUUUUAAAGUGUCUCGAACCUCCCGUUCUCCUUUGCUCCUCAUUUCCUCUUGGGUAUCCCUCAGUCUAGAUCUCCACCUCAUCUUCAGCGCAUCCACGUGCCUGUGGUUAAACGUCAAAAUCAAAUUUCAAACCAAUCGCCCGGGCUAAAUACGCGCUAAAUCAAAAGUGAAUAAAUUUUAGUGUCAUCCAAUUGUUGGAACAUCUUCAUUGUUGACAUGCAGAAACGCCUCUUCUUCGCGAGCCGGGGCGUCAGUUGAGCAUGGAGUUUAUUUAUAAACUCAUCGUCAGGAUAGACUCAGCAUCAACGAUUUAAAUCGUUUAAUCCAGAUUUGUAGAGCUUAAGCUCUUAAUUCAUGAUUUUGAGCUCAACAGCGAAGAUAGUCCCCAAAUUUCGCCGAAAAAAUCCGGAGUUAAAUCCUCCAAGUCGAUGAAUCCCAGGAAAAAUAGUCUGCAAUAAAAAAAAAGUGGAAAAUGUUUGACACCGAUCAAGGAUGUUUAUUAAAAAUUGCAAGUAUUCAUUAAAAAAUUUAUCACUUUAAAACUGACAGACGGAGCUAUUCCCGUUAUUCUCAUAAGAAAAUUUAAUCCAUUGAUCCACGUUUAUUAUUUAGAAUGAAAGUGGACAAGGAACAACAAACGUAUGCACUAACAUGCGCUUAUAUGCAAUAGAAUUUAUAAAAUAUUUUCCUUUUUUGUUAUAUAUAUAUUUUUUUCUUUAUUCUUCUGUGCCCCUUCGAUUCACUAUCAUUUUGCACUGUAUUUCUUAUUUUUAUUUACAUCAUUGAUGUGUAUAAUAGAUGAAUUAUCAAUUUAAACUUUAAUUGUUAAAUAAUUGUUAAAUUAUUUCUGCCGGCAGUGUCGCGAUUAAUUUUUUCGAAAACACAGAUUAGAUCUGUAUAUUUCGAUAUCAGGUGAAAAGAUAAUAGAAUUUUUCUUGAAGAUGAAAAAAUCGGAUUAGCUGAAAAAUUGGUAAACAUCCUUAAAAUCGCUGCCACCACUUGGUACCCAGGAUGUUCAGUUCAUUGCGCCUGGGGACGAUGCGUUCUCGUGACAAGAGUCGCGCACGUCCUGGAAGUGUUGCAACAAAUGCAAGUUCUGAGGACAAUCCCCACACUUCCCACUACGGAUCGCAAAAGUUCCUGGUGCUGGAUGACAUAGAGGGUCAGCCCUCUGGAGUUUCAUCGAAAGUUGCUCAAGUUCGAGUGGAAAGAGAGGGUGGAAAUCUUGGAGUGACCCUGAGAGGUGGAGUUGCGAGGGCAUUAGUUGUCACUGGAGUGAAGUCCGACGGUCCAGCCGCAAAAGAAGGCAGAGUGAGACCUGGGGAUCGACUUCUGGCAGUAGACGAUACGGAAUUGAGAGGUCUGAGUCUUGCGGAGGCCCAAAGAGCCCUGAGGAGGAGCUCCGAUGCACCUGUAGCCUCUCUCACUAUUGAAUACGACGUAGCCAACAUGGAAGAGGCCAGGGCGGCCACUUCGGGGCCUCUCCUGGUCCAGCUGGAGCGAGGAUUAUCCGGGGAGUUGGGACUAACAGUACGUGAAACACCAAGUGGUGUAUACAUAGAGAGCUUGAGGCCAGCGAGUACAGCAGAUCGUUGUGGUGCACUGCAACCAGGGGAUCGUCUUCUCGCGGUUGAUGACACACCAGUGCACGAUGCAGUUACAGCUGCCAAAUUGCUGAGAAAUGUCGCUGAUAAUUGCAGAAUAGCCAGACUCCAGAUACUACCGAGACCACCAAGCACAUCAUCCAGGACUGUGAAGAGGAGGGCACAGCCUCAGACAGCUAAUCAGACACUUUAUGCUAAGGAGAGUCUCACAAUUCUGCUGAGACCUGAUCACAGGGGCCUCGGGUUGGCCCUCCGAGUUGCCGAUGAUGGGAUUAAUUAUGUCGUCGAUCUGUUGGAGGCUGGGGGACCUGCGGAGAGGAGUGGAGUUUUGCUUCCUGGGGAUCAGAUAAUUGCUAUCAACCGGAGGAUAUUGAGGGAUCUCCAGGCUGCUGAGGUCGCUGCUAUCCUGGAAUCCUCUCAGGAAUGUGUGGAACUCUCAUUAAACUGGCUAGGUAUCAAUCGACACUUCAGGGAAGGCUCCUGCUUCUCUGAGGUCGAGCUAGUAACGGAGUACAAAGUGGGUGGAUCAGUGGUCCCCAGCUCGGGGGUUUUUACAGUUAGAGUGGCAAGACCUCUCGGAGGACAGCCAGAUCUGGGUUUGACUGUCAACGAGGACCUGGUGAUAGCAGAGGUGAGGAGAGGUUCCUUGGCUUACAGAACGGGCAGCCUGUCCCCCGGUGAUCGUCUGCUGGCAAUCGACGGUCAGAAACUGGACCCUGGAGAUCUGCGACAAGCUGCUCAGCUUCUCCAUCGUCCUGGGAGCUCUGUUGUUGCUCUGACUGUGCGAAAACCCGACAGCUGCAGCGACCAGAGGGACGGAAGUAUGUCAGGAAGUGUGUCGGGAAGUGUCGCGGGGGAUCCUAUAAGCCCCCAGUAUCCUUCAGGCAUCCUCAGAUCUGCCAGGGAGAGUUUACCCAGCGUCGACAGUGCGGUGGACUCCUGGGGAGAACUGGGAGAGGUCAGUGCACCUGACAUUAUCAGACUCUGGGACACUGCCUCCAUCGACAGUGGACAACUGGAUCUUCCCAUGUCACCGUAUCCAGGAUCUCAGGAACGUCCUGGUAGUGACAACAGACCCCAGCAAAUCGUCCACAUAUCCCUCCACAAAGACCCAGUGUACGAGGACUUUGGUUUCUCAGUCUCAGAUGGUUUGUACGAGCGUGGGGUUUAUAUAAAUCGUCUACGACCCGGGGGGCCUUGUGAUGGUGUUUUGAAACCAUACGACAGAAUUCUCCGCGUCAACGACACGAGCACUGAGGACUGCGAUUGCUGUCUGGCUGUUCCUUUGAUCGCAGCAGCUGGUGCCAGACUCGAUCUCACUGUCGCUCGACCCCUUUCCCCCCAAAAUGUCACCAAAAAUUUGUAAUUUCACUCCUCAUUGCCUCAGAAUAACUGAAGGGCUUCAACAGCACUUCAUUAGUAUUAACUAGUCAAUGGAUAUUGUGGAUUGAUUGAUGUUGAAUAAUACUUUAUUCGGGCGUGAUUUCAUCCAGCCCUUCGUCUCUUCCUUAUUUUUUUACGUAUACCUCUUUUUAUUUAUACAAAAAUAAAUGUUACUAUUAGAUCAA